This is a messenger RNA of Egretta garzetta (little egret), 990 nucleotides long. It is a transcript of the gene WNT9A, whose product is annotated as Wnt family member 9A. Gene Ontology annotation, biological process: multicellular organism development; cell fate commitment; canonical Wnt signaling pathway. Bases 40 to 990 code for a protein of 316 amino acids. Gene Ontology annotation, cellular component: extracellular region. NCBI's taxonomy places the organism in Eukaryota, Metazoa, Chordata, Aves, Pelecaniformes, Ardeidae. The record is from RefSeq and is a predicted model, not a curated record. Gene Ontology annotation, molecular function: frizzled binding; cytokine activity. The transcript is spliced from 3 exons.
GGGAACGAACCCCUGACCAUCCUCCCUCUGACCUCAGAAAUGGAGGAAGCUGCCGUCAAAGCCCACUACAAAGUCUGUGACCGCCUGAAGCUGGAGAAGAAGCAGCGCAGGAUGUGCCGGCGGGACCCUGGUGUGGCCGAGACCCUGAUGGAGGCGAUCAGCAUGAGCGCGCUGGAGUGCCAGUACCAGUUUCGCUUCGAGCGCUGGAACUGCACCCUCGAGGGUCGCUACCGGGCCAGCUUGCUGAAGAGAGGUUUUAAGGAGACAGCCUUCCUGUACGCUAUCUCCUCCGCGGGGUUGACACAUGCCAUGGCCAAGGCGUGCAGCGCGGGGCGGAUGGAGCGUUGCACCUGCGACGAGGCCCCCGACCUGGAGAACCGUGAGGCUUGGCAGUGGGGCGGCUGCGGCGACAACCUGAAGUACAGCAACAAGUUUGUCAAGGAGUUCCUGGGGAGGAAGCCCAACAAGGACCUGCGAGCCAGGGUGGACUUCCACAAUAAUCUUGUGGGCAUGAAGGUCAUCAAAGCUGGAGUGGAGACAACCUGUAAAUGCCACGGUGUAUCCGGAUCCUGUACUGUCCGAACGUGCUGGAGGCAGCUCUCUCCAUUCCAUGAAAUAGGGAAGCAGCUAAAACAAAAGUACGAGACAUCGCUCAAAGUGGGCAGCACUACCAACGAGGCCACGGGGGAAGGAGACAUCUCCCCACCCAAGAAGUCCAUCCCUGGUCACAGUGAUCAAAUCCCAAGGACUACAGAUCUUGUCUACAUUGACGAUUCCCCGAGCUUCUGUAUGAUGAGUAGAUACUCUCCUGGGACUUCGGGAAGGAAAUGUUACAAAGACAAGAACUGUGACAGCAUCUGCUGCGGGCGAGGGCACAAUACCCAGAGCCGGGUGGUCACCCGCCCGUGCCAGUGCCAGGUCCGUUGGUGCUGCUAUGUGGAAUGCAAGCAGUGCACCCAGAGAGAAGAGGUUUACACCUGCAAAGACUGA